AUGGGAAUCUAUGUUGGGCAAGGACAUUUUGUCAUCAGAAUCAUGCUAGUGGUUGUGUUGCUGCUUGUACUGUUAUGUCAUUCUGUAUGCAAGACACAUUCUAUUAACUGCAGCAUAUAUGAUGAUCCUCUCCCUAUUCCUCAUGAAUUUUACCAGCCAGGAGACCUUAUCAUUGGUGGGAUUGUUUCUCAAGUUAUCUUUCUCUAUGAUGACCUCCUUUUCACUGAACAGCCUGCACAAAUCUUGAUCAAUGAACCUAUCUGCAACGCUUUUUAUAGCUCAGUGCCAAAGAACUACCAGCAGAUCCUGGCAUUAGCAUUUGCUGUCAAAGAGAUCAAUGAGAAUCCCAAAAUCUUGCCAAAUAUCUCUCUGGGAUUCCACAUCCUCAAUAGCUACUACACUGCAAGGAUGACCUAUAAGGCCACCCUCAAUCUGUUUUCUGCACAACAUAGAUUUGUCCCCAAUUUCAAAGGUCACAACAACAAGAAUCUAAUAGCUCUCAUUGGAGGAAGUAUAUCUGAAAUCUCUGCUAAUGUGGCCAUUGUUUCAGCAAUUCAAAAGACACCACAGCUCACUUAUGGAUCAUUUUUACCACCACAAGGAUCCAAAAUGCAAUUCCCAUUUUUGUACCAGAUGGUCCCAAAUGAAGUCCACCAGCAAAUGGGAGUCGUGAAGUUACUUCAGCAUUUCAAAUGGACAUGGAUUGGGCUCUUGGCUGUGGAUGAUGACAGAGGGGAUAGGUUUUUGCAGACAGUUGUACCAAUGCUUUCCCAAAAUGGCAUUUGUUAUGACUUCAUAGUAAGACUACCAAAAUGGAAUUAUGUGGAUGAGUUGAUAGAGUUGCUUAUACAGCAGUGGCAAAGCUAUGCAAUGGUCAUUCAAAGAAAAGCCAAUGUGUUUUUUGUAUAUGGAGAACCUCCAUCCUUUCAGGUUGUGAGAACGUUGUUGUUUCUAGCACCCUUCUUGGCAUGGCCACCUCUGGGGAAAGUGUGGGUUAUUACAUCCCACUGGGAUUUUGCAUCACUCUCUGUUCAGAAGAUAUGGGAUAUUCAAACCUUCCAUGGUUCCAUAUCAUUGACGGUUCAUUCAAAUCAACCAUUAGGAUUCCAAAGGUUCAUUCAGAUGAUAAGACCUGCCUGGGCCAAAGGAGAUGGUUUCAUCCAGGACUUCUGGGAACAGACAUUCAGCUGUUCAUUAAAAAUGUCUAAGGGGCUGGAUGAAAAGAAGAACAAAACCUGCACUGGGGAGGAAAAGCUGGACAGCAUUUCAGGGGUUUUGUUUGAAAUGAAGAUGACUGGCCACAGCUACAAUGUCUACAAUGCUGUCUAUGCUGUGGCACAUGCUUUACAUGCAAUAUACAAAUAUAGCUCCAAAAACAUAAGAAUGAUAAAAGGAGACAGACUGGCAGUGCAAGAUGUACAACCAUGGCUGGUCCAUCACUUUCUAAGGAGCAUCAUAUUCAAUAACAGUGCUGGAGAUUCUGUGUGUUUUGAUGAAAAUGGAGAGCUCGUUGUAGGUUUUGAUGUUACAAACUGGGUGGUGUUCCCCAAUGGCUCAAUAACCAGAGUGAAAGUUGGAAGACUAGAACCUCAGGCUCCUCCAGACAAAAUGUUAACAAUUAAUGACGACCAAAUUGUUUGGCAUCAAAGCUUUAACCAGGUGCUGCCGCUUUCAGUGUGCAAUGACUACUGCUAUCCUGGAUACAGCAGGAAAAAGAAGGAGGGGCAGAAAUUUUGCUGCUAUGAUUGUGCUUUAUGUCCAGAAGGGAUGGUCUCAGGCCAGAAGGAUAUGGACGCCUGUGUCAAUUGCCCAGAAGAUCAGUAUCACAACAAGGACCAAACUCAAUGCAUUCCCAAAGUUCUAAGCUACCUGUCUUACAAAGAUGAAUUGGGGAUUGUCUUGGCUAUCUUAAACAUUUCUUUCUCUUUCAUCACAAUAACAAUACUUCAAACUUUUAUGAAACACAAGGACACUCCCAUAGUCAGAGCCAACAACUGGACUCUCACUUACACCCUCCUCAUCUCCCUACUCCUCUGUUUCCUUUGCUCUUUGCUCUUCAUUGGCAAGCCUGGAAAGGUGGCCUGUUUUCUCCGACAAAUCAUUUUUGGCAUGGUGUUCACUGUGGCCCUUUCUACCAUUUUGGCAAAGACUAUCACUGUGGUUCUGGCAUUCAUGGCAACCAAACCAGGAUCUAAAACAAGAAAAUGGGUGGGGAAAGGACUGACAAAUUCGAUUGUUCUUUCCUGCACCUUUAUUCAAACUAAUAUAUGUACUAUUUGGUUAAGUAUUUACCCUCCAUUCCCAGAUGUGGACAUGCACUCAUUGAAGUGGGAAAUCAUAUUGGAAUGUAAUGAGGGUUCGGCUACCAUGUUUUACUGUGUCCUUAGUUAUCUUGGCUUCCUGGCCAUUGUCACCUUCAUUGUGGCUUUCCUAGCCAGGAAAUUGCCUGACAGUUUCAAUGAGGCCAAAUUUAUAACUUUCAGCAUGUUGGUGUUUUGUAGUGUGUGGUUAUCAUUUGUACCAACCUACCUAAGCACCAAAGGAAAAUACAUGGUGGCUGUGGAGAUCUUCUCCAUCCUGUCCUCUAGUGCUGGAUUACUGGCUUGCAUCUUUUUCCCUAAAUGCUACAUAAUUGUCUUGAGGCCUGAGCUAAAUAGUAGAGAACGUAUAAUGCAAAGAAAAGUAUGA
Molecule: messenger RNA, 2688 nt
Organism: Podarcis raffonei (Aeolian wall lizard)
Lineage: Eukaryota; Metazoa; Chordata; Lepidosauria; Squamata; Lacertidae
Product: vomeronasal type-2 receptor 26-like
Exons: 6
Coding region: 1-2688 (895 amino acids)
Biological process (GO): G protein-coupled receptor signaling pathway
Cellular component (GO): membrane
Molecular function (GO): G protein-coupled receptor activity
Source: RefSeq, a predicted model, not a curated record